CAGCUCAUUGUAGAAGGAGUAUUUUAUGAAACCUUUCCUGCCCGAGGUGCAGACACUUCAUUGUCAUCACUUAUGAACUCUUGUUACAGGUUGAGAACCAUUGACAAUUGUAUUUACAAAAGAUAAACCAUAGUUUUGUUUUUAUUGCUGUGACGUCCCAGAUCUGAAGCGGCCCCACUAGACAGCCGAGCCGAGCGGAGAGCAGUCAGCCCGUCGUGUCUCUACCCGAGGCCGGAUGGUAAAAUCCAACCUCCAGCGGAUCCUCAACAGUCAUUGCUUUGCUCGCGAGAAGGAAGGAAAACAGCAGACUCCAAACACCAUGGCUGAUUUAAGUAGCGGUGUAUCUGACAUGAUCGGGAAGUUGUCCCUGCACUGUAGUAGUAGUACCCGCGGUCCGGGGCCUCUGUGGUGCUCCGAUGCCCCUCUCCCACCCCUGAAGAUCCCAGGUGGGCGAGGGAAUGGCACACGGGAUCACACUCCUUCAGCUCGGCCAAUCUACUCAGACCUUAAGUUGACUGUGACGGAGGAGCCAGCAUGUAGCGGUCGCCCCGGGAUACUACACUUCCUAAGUCGUCCCACCGUGACCAAGACCAUCCAGUGGGACGCCGUCCUGAGCAGCAACGCUCUUUAUGUGGAGAUGCCUCCUGACUCGCUUCCUGAAGGCAGCAAGGAGAGCUUUGCUGCUCUCCUGGAGUUUGCAGAAGAACAUCUGAAAGUCCUCAGCGUCUUCAUAUGCUUCUACAAGAACCGAGAUGAUCGCGCUAAACUGGUGCGUACCUUCAGCUUUCUGGGCUUUGAGAUUGUGAAACCGGGCCAUGCCCUCGUCCCGCCACGUCCCGACGUUCUCUUCAUGGCCUACAGUUUUGACAGGGACUCUUCGGACGAGGAGUAGCCCUCCGGUUUCCUCCCCUUCUCCCCUCGUGUCAUUGUUUCACCAUCUCCUCACAUAUAAGCUCUGUGUCGCCCCCUCCCCCCACACCAUCCCACUUUAACUUCCAUGGAUGUCACUGAGGGAACGUCUCCACCUUCUUCCCUCGU
Molecule: messenger RNA, 1038 nt
Organism: Synchiropus splendidus (mandarinfish)
Lineage: Eukaryota; Metazoa; Chordata; Actinopteri; Syngnathiformes; Callionymidae
Gene: oaz1b
Product: ornithine decarboxylase antizyme 1b
Biological process (GO): positive regulation of protein catabolic process
Cellular component (GO): nucleus; cytoplasm
Molecular function (GO): ornithine decarboxylase inhibitor activity
Source: RefSeq, a predicted model, not a curated record